UCCACCAAUCUUCGUCUCUUUCUCUCUCUCUCCGCGCCCCUUUCAACUUCUCUCCCCGUAUUACUGAAAGAAUAAUCCUCGCCCAAAUCUUCCCUUUUUCUGCUUCUCUCUCUGCGCCGCGCUCGCCAGGGGUGCCUAUUUUGCGAGAGGCGGUCGCAGAGAGAGAGAGAGAGAGCUCGAGCUGAGGGUCUCCUUUCUCGCCCAGCAGCGUUUUGCGGUUCUUUUUGUUCCUCGUUUCGGCAAUUCCCAUCUGCGGUAGCGUCUCCGCCAGAUCGAACGAGAGGAAAUGGAGGUGUAUAGGUUCUCCCACGGAGUGAUGGCCGCCAUUGCAGCCCUCGUCGUCGCCAUUGUGUUGCCCGCCGCCCAGGCUCAGUCCCUCGCUCCUGCGCCCGCGCCCGCCAGCGACGGAACAUCGAUUGACCAAGGAAUAGCAUAUGUGCUCAUGUUGGUGGCUCUGGUGCUGACUUACCUCAUUCACAAUGCAGACAUUUCAUCCACCUUCUAAGCCUAUGGAUCGGUGUAUUUGCGUUGGUCAUUUGGGUUUUAGUCAGGGGGUGCUUAAAAUUAGAUCAUUGGUAUGAAAAAUCUUUCUUUUCCUUCAAUCUCUUGUCAUGGAUUCUUGUGUAUGAAAGUGGUGUUCUAACUUGACAAAA
Rhodamnia argentea is the source of this 653-nucleotide messenger RNA. Its product is annotated as arabinogalactan protein 41-like. The record is from RefSeq and is a predicted model, not a curated record. Bases 287 to 505 code for a protein of 72 amino acids. NCBI's taxonomy places the organism in Eukaryota, Viridiplantae, Streptophyta, Magnoliopsida, Myrtales, Myrtaceae. The transcript is spliced from 2 exons.